Molecule: messenger RNA, 2867 nt
Organism: Bombyx mandarina (wild silkworm)
Lineage: Eukaryota; Metazoa; Arthropoda; Insecta; Lepidoptera; Bombycidae
Product: immunomodulatory peroxidase
Biological process (GO): response to oxidative stress
Molecular function (GO): heme binding; peroxidase activity
Source: RefSeq, a predicted model, not a curated record
GGUUUGAUUUUUAUUACACGAUGCUAUUCCUUCACCGUGGAAGUCAAUCGUGAACAUUUGUUAACACUCUAAUAGCUAACAGGUGAAUGAAUAAUUGUCAAAAAAUUACGUAAUUCAUGAUAAAUACAUGCGUUAUCAAAUUUAGUGAUUUCUAUUUAACAAAAAACAGUGCAACGCAAUGAACGUGAUUUGAUUAGUCAAACUUUUAGAUAAAAAUCUUUUUGUUUUUGAACGGUGAUAAGACGAGCGACUUUUGUUGAUUUUCGUACUAGCCGUUAAUAUGAAGCGAUGUUUUCGACUCUGAUUUCUUUAUACGUAUCAUAGACAAAGUUUUUUUUUUAAAGUAACCGAUUUGCAUGCUCAUACAGACAAUAAUAAUGUACGUGAAAAAAAUGAUCUGUAAAUUUAGAAGUGUUUUAAGGGUAGUCGUAUUGUUUUUAUUGUUCGUGAAUGUAAGUGGAUGUAACUUAGGAUUGGACUUCCUAGCAGAAGAUUUACUAGCAGCCUUGGGUCCAAUAUUGGCCUCUACAUCAAACAUAUUUGGUGAUAUAUUUAAAACACAUUCCAUAGAAGAAGAGGACGGCCCUAUUACUCCUGAUCUGAUCACCGAGUGUUUGAAAUGUGGUCGCGAGCUGGCCCGCAGUUCGAAAGAGCGCGGGAAUAAGCUCGUGAAGAAUGGUAUCAACCUGGAGGCGUAUUCACCAUCGCUGCUACACUUCUUCUCCCCUUCUUACUCAGCUGAUAUAAAUAAUGCAGUGGAAGUGUCCCAUGAGAUUCUUAGUUCAACGAAAGUGCUUCAGACGAAGUUAUGCGCGUGCAGUGAUGUUACGCCAAACACGUUUAUGGCAUUCUUGGAGAACCAGGUUAUUAGAAUCCAAGAUCCAACCCUCGGCAUGCCCUCAACCAUUAUCUGCGGGAACGCCAAGUACCGCACAACAGAUGGCAUUUGUAACAACGAGCGACACCCUUACUGGGGCAGGAAGGGCGCGUGUUUUACUAGAAUAGCUAACCCUAGAUACGGCGAUGGUAUUUAUUCGAUGCCGCUGGCGAGAAGUGGCCGAGAACUUCCCAACCCUCGUACACUCUCAACUCGUCUCUUCACCGACCGAUGUAUCCCUAGUCGGGUAUUCACUCACGCCAACAUGCAAUGGGGUCAAUUUAUCACUCAUGACAUGGUCUCUAAAGCUGUGGAAGUCACUGACGAAGGCGGUAUACAGUGUUGUCUUGGUGACGGCCAAGGAGUCCUACCACCGGAGUGGCUGAACGAUAAAUGCAUACCGAUCAGCGUGCCCGACGAUGACCCAUUCUACCGGUCUUAUGGCAUUAAGUGCUUGAAUAUGGUGCGCAGUAUCACCGCUCCAAGAGAAGACUGUACAUUAGGACCCGCUGAACAGAUGAACGCAGUGACCAGUUUCCUAGACGGCUCAACGAUUUACGGCUCGGACAAGAAAACCUCAAUGAAGCUUAGAAGCAAGAAAAACGGGAAACUUCGACAAGUCAACAAGAAGGACUCUUGUCGUGGAUUUCUCCCGUCGGUCGACGACAAAUCGACCUCAUGCGACUUGAGGAACUCCUCGGAGCCGUGCUACUUUUCAGGUGACCUCCGCGUAAACCAAACUCCCACCUUGGCCAUGCUGCACACACUAUUCCUGAGAGAGCACAACAGGAUAGCGGAUAUUUUAAGCGAACUGAACCCGUUGUGGAGCGACGAAAAACUGUAUCAAGAGACGCGAAAGAUCGUUAUAGCUGAGAUACAACAUAUCACUUACCAGGAAUGGCUGCCGGCUAAUUUAGGUGAGAACUACGUUCGAUAUUACCGCAUAUCUCCGUCGAGCCUGUACAGCAGAGACUAUAACGAGGACGUGAAUCCCGGUAUUAUCAAUAGCUUCGGAGCGGCCGCAUUUCGUUUCAUGCACUCUGUCGUACCAGACACGAUCAUGACCUGUCCCUCUGGCUAUAAUGCCGCCUAUUUACACAGAUUAAGUGACCACUAUUUUAACCCAAGCAUUCUAGAAACAUCUUCGGAGGCCUUCGACGAUGUCGUCAGAGGCUCAGUGUGUCAUUACUCGGCCGAGGCGGACCCUUUUGUCAGUGGCGAAUUAACUAAUUUAAUGUUUAAAUCGUAUAAUCGAUGGGGUCUGGAUUUGAUUGCUACGGAUAUACAGCGAGGUCGGGACCAUGGGCUGGCUUCUUAUAACGAUUACAGGGAAAUCUGUGGCCUUCGAAAGGCGAGGUGUUUCCAAGAUUUAGCGGGAGAAAUCACACAAGACCGUAUCAACGCCCUGGCCCGUCUCUACGAGUGCGUGGACGACAUAGACUUGUUUGUCGGCGGAUCUCUGGAACGCGACGUUCAGGGUUCGAUAUUCGGUCACACUUUUCACUGCAUAGUCGCUGAACAGUUCUACAGAACGAGAAUCGGCGAUAGAUUCUUCUACGACAACGGAGAAAUGCCUCAUUCUUUUAGUUCAGAUCAACUGAAAGAAAUAAAGAAAACUUCUCUGGCCCGUGUAAUUUGCGACAACACCGACGGAGUCUACUACGUUCAGAAGAAGGCCUUCGAGCUGGAAUCUACGUACAACCCCAAAUAUAGAUGCGACGACUAUGAGGCCAUACCUUACGUGGAUCUGACGGCGUGGAAGAAACAAAUUUUAGAUUUGUUCGAUUGAACUAUGGAGGAUAGAGGUAAAGAGCACCAUCUUGUAUAUGAGACAAGUUGAAAAUAUGUCCAUAUGUAAACAAUAAGUAUUGUUGGAGGACUCAUCGAAAUAUCGCUAGUGUAGCAAGUGGAAAUGAUAUGAAUAUCGCAGUUUUAAAUAAAGUGAAGUCGUCGAACCCGUCGCUUGCGACGAAGAGCCUAACGAGCGAAU